Messenger RNA from Vanrija pseudolonga, 1070 nucleotides. RefSeq lists its product as uncharacterized. NCBI's taxonomy places the organism in Eukaryota, Fungi, Basidiomycota, Tremellomycetes, Trichosporonales, Trichosporonaceae. The transcript has 12 exons. The coding region runs from base 45 to 983 and encodes 312 amino acids. The record is from RefSeq and is a predicted model, not a curated record.
CUCUCUGCUUUACCUCCUAACACCCCAAGAAAUCGAAAACAACAAUGGCUCCCGGUGACAAGCUCGAGAAGGCCCUCAGCACACUCGUGGGCAAACUCACGACAAUGGACAAGUUUGGGAAAACCGCAUGGGCGCGCUCUGCUGUCGUAACGUUUGUAUUUGUCCUAGACUACGACUGGGACGUCAACGGGUCGCCCGGCACUGUGGCGGAGCGCGGGGGGUACCAGCCGAUGCUGAGCCUCCUCGCCAACGCGGGGACGUUUACGUACUCUAAGGACUCGGUCAAGAAGGGCACGAAGGUGUACGCUCUCCAGGGCGACGAAGACACGUUCGUCGACUUCAUUACCCAAAACGACCAGUGGUCAUCGCAAAACCUCGACGAGUGGGAGCUCCUUUCCGGGGGGCCUGACAAGAAGUCCCAGGAGAAAGUCGGCAUUGACCUCGACUCCCUCACCUGGGCGGCGUACCAGGUCGACGGAGACAAGGGCAUCAAGGCGCAAGUGGCGAAGCUCGGUCUUACAGAGAGCGGGGAUGACUUCCUCGUGAGUGCUAAGUCCUCCAGACCCUCCAGAUCAGUACUCAACAUCCGGCAGAAGAUCUACUUCUCCAUCCGCGCUUUCUGGGACCCUGAAUCGGACAGUAUCAAGAACAGCUUCGUGUCCGAGACCAAGCCCGGCGAGAUCUACGAUUUUGUCAUCAAGGGCGAGAAGCCGGACCCUGUGCGCCUCCGCAUGAACCUCGGGGACGGUAGCGUAGCGUUCGACGUCAAGAAGGACACCAAGGCCAAGCUUACCUACGCAACUGACGACGCGACGUUCCACAAGACCAUUCUCGGAUACAAGAAGAAGGUGGCCGACCCCGAAUUCGCCUCUGGAAAGAUCCAGGUCACGCCCAAGCCGACCAACCAGGCCGAGAAGGACUGGGCUGCGUAUCUCUAUGAUCACUUUGCCAGCUACUUCAAUGUGUUCGGUCGGAAUGAGUGAGAACGAGUCGGACCCGGGCAGCAGUGUCUUUGAAAUGGAGGAGAACCAAGUCUAGUCAAGUCAAGUGGCGAUGAAUCCGUUGUGAAU